Messenger RNA from Brachypodium distachyon (stiff brome), 2443 nucleotides. RefSeq names its product subtilisin-like protease SBT3.9. The transcript is spliced from 10 exons. Gene Ontology annotation, biological process: proteolysis. Lineage: Eukaryota; Viridiplantae; Streptophyta; Magnoliopsida; Poales; Poaceae. The record is from RefSeq and is a predicted model, not a curated record. Gene Ontology annotation, molecular function: serine-type endopeptidase activity. The coding region runs from base 79 to 2274 and encodes 731 amino acids.
AUAAAUACAUGCAUACAUACGUGAACAGGAGCAGCACAAGGACACCAAAUCACAAGAGCAAACCCCUCAGAAUCAAUCAUGGAUCUGAGAUCAGCCUUCUGUUCUGCUCUGCUACUGUCACUCCUGCUUCUUCCCCUUUCUGCUAAUGCCUCGAGCAAAGUCUACAUUGUGUACAUGGGGCAGAAGCAACAUGAUGAUCCAUCUGAGGUCACCGUGUCGCACCAUGACGUACUGACCUCUGUUCUUGGGAGCAAGGAUGAAGCCUUGAAGUCGAUAGUUUACAGUUACAGGCACGGAUUUUCUGGAUUCGCUGCCAUGCUAACCGAAUCCCAAGCUGAGAUCCUCGCAAAAUUGCCUGAAGUUAUCAGCGUGAGGCCAAACACCUAUCACAAAGCCCACACAACUCGAAGCUGGGACUUCCUUGGCAUGGACUACUACAAACCACCACAAGAAUCAGGCCUCCUCCAGAAAGCAAAGUAUGGCGAAGAUGUCAUCAUCGGUGUCGUCGACUCAGGCAUAUGGCCUGAAUCGCGCAGCUUUGACGACACCGGGUACGGCCCUGUCCCGGCACGGUGGAAGGGCACCUGUCAGGUGGGUGAAGCGUUCAACGUCACGAGCUGCAACAGAAAAAUCAUUGGCGCACGGUGGUACUCCAAAGAUGUUGACGCCGACAGCCUCAAGGGCGAGUACAUGUCGCCGAGGGACCUCAAAGGCCACGGCACGCAUGUAGCCUCGACCAUCGCCGGCGGCCAGGUGUGGAACGAGAGCUACAACGGUCUGGCCGCUGGCGUGGCGCGCGGCGGGGCGCCACGCGCUAGGCUGGCUAUCUACAAGGUGUUGUGGGGCCAAAGCGGCACGACAGGCGGUGGAACUAGCGCAGGGAUCCUUAAGGCCAUUGAUGACGCCAUAAACGACGGCGUGGACGUCUUGUCACUCUCGCUGGGAGGCUCCUCGGAAUUCAUGGAAACUCUGCAUGCUGUGGAGCGAGGUAUCUCCGUGGUGUUCGCUGCAGGGAACUAUGGCCCCAUGCCGCAGACGGUGCAGAAUGCCGUGCCAUGGGUCACGACGGUGGCCGCGAGCACGAUUGAUCGGUCUUUCCCGACCUUGAUGACAUUCGGGAACAAUGAAAAGCUGGUGGGGCAAUCCUUUUACUCUGGAAACAGUAGCGACUUCCAGGAACUUGUUUGGAUAGGUAGUACUUUGGAUGGCGGUACGAGCAACGUCACUGGUAAAAUCAUCCUCUUCUAUGCGCCGACGGUCAUGCUGAGCACGCCGCCUCGAGAUGCACUUGGCGCUAUUAUCAACAUUACCGUGGAGGCCCGCGCAAAGGGCCUCAUAUUUGCGCAGUACACUGCCAAUAACCUCGACUCCGUGACCGCGUGCAAGGGAACUAUCCCCUGCGUAUUGGUGGACUUUGAAAUGGCACGCAGAAUAAUCUUCUACAUGCAGACCAGCACAAGGACACCGGUGGUGAAAGUGUCGCCCACCAUGACCGUUACUGGAAACGGGGUGCUGUCACCGAGGGUUGCUGCGUUCUCGUCCAGAGGCCCGAGCGAGACUUUUCCUGCGAUAUUGAAGCCUGAUGUAGCUGCACCUGGAGUCAGCAUCUUGGCAGCCAAUGGCGACUCCUACGCGUUCAACUCCGGUACAUCCAUGGCAUGCCCUCAUGUCUCGGCAGUCACGGCGCUGCUCAAGUCAGUUUACCCCCACUGGUCACCUGCCAUGAUCAAGUCUGCAAUCGUCACCACAGCGUCCGUGGUUGAUCGUUUCGGCAUGCCAAUCCAAGCUGAGGGAGUUCCAAGGAAAGUGGCUGACCCCUUUGACUUCGGCGGUGGCCACAUGAACCCGGACAGGGCCGCGGAUCCUGGGCUGGUCUAUGACAUGGAUGCAAGAGAGUAUUCCAAGAAUUGCACAUCUGGCUCAAAGGUUAAAUGUCAGUACCAGUUGAACCUCCCGUCCAUUGCCGUGCCGGACCUCAAGGACUUCAUCACGGUCCAGCGCACUGUCACGAAUGUCGGGCAAGCCGAAGCAACUUACUGGGCAGCAAUCGAAUCUCCAGCAGGGGUUGACAUGUCCGUGGAGCCAUCGGUGAUCAAAUUCACCAAAGAUGGCAGCAGAAACGCGACAUUCCGUGUGGCGUUCAAGGCGAGGCAGAGAGUGCAAGGUGGGUACACUUUUGGGAGCCUCACAUGGUUAGAUGACAGUACUCACUCGGUUCGAAUCCCUAUUGCAGUUCGAACUGUGAUCCAGGACCUUGUCGCAGAUGUAGCUUAAUAUUUGUCAGCAUAAUCUGAUGCAUAUAUGUUCUUGUAUUCACGAGUGUACUUUAAAUAAAGUGAUGUUGGGGUAAACAUCGGGUGUCCUGUCUGUAGCAUUUUCGACGAAAUGCGUUGCAGAUAUAUGUAUUCCAAUUUUAUAAAUAAAUCAGACCUUUGCUUCUGUC